This is a messenger RNA of Brassica napus (rape), 1188 nucleotides long. Its product is annotated as protein WVD2-like 2. The coding region runs from base 253 to 1167 and encodes 304 amino acids. The record is from RefSeq and is a predicted model, not a curated record. Lineage: Eukaryota; Viridiplantae; Streptophyta; Magnoliopsida; Brassicales; Brassicaceae. Gene Ontology annotation, biological process: microtubule cytoskeleton organization. Gene Ontology annotation, molecular function: microtubule binding. The transcript is spliced from 7 exons.
UGAUAUUGGAUAUUUUUAUUUUGGUUAUGCAGUGCAAAUUCCCCAAAAAAAAUAUCUAGUAUUUGAGAGAAAAGUAAAAAAAGUAAAUAAAUGUAUGUUUUGACCCCGAAAAAAAAACAAUUGAAUUAAUUAACUUUUGAAAGAAGAGAAAUUCUCUAAGGAGGUAGAUGUGAAAGGGGGAGGAUUUCGCGAACAGUGUGAGAGAAUGCAUUUGACAAAGCGUCUGCAGAAAUCGGACCUAUAAACCUGGUAAUGGGGAGAGAACCAGUGGACAAACACAUGGAUAAGAACCCAAGCAGUAGUAUCACUGUCACAGGAAGUUCAACUGGAUCAGCAGAAUGCACUACUGACCAUAAGAAAAAGCUAAACACACCUUCACCUAAAACCCUUGGUAUGAAUUACACUGUUCCAAAGCCAUUCUCUCUGUCGCCUGCUUCCAGAAGAACACCUGUUGAAUAUAAUAAUCCACCGGGAAAUGCUGUUAACCGCAACUCUUCUUCAAGAUCUAGAGCUUCACAGACAAAUAUGCCUCUAACAGCUAGGAAGACAAUAAGAGAUCAGAAGAAGCACCAUGAUGAUGAAGAAGAUAGUUUCUCAGUUGCUUCCUCAACAGCUACAUCUGUAAGAAGUAAGGUAACGAUUGGAGUUGCUCCAACAUUUAGGAGCACAUCGCGGGUAGAGAGACGUAAAGAGUUUUACAAGAAACUAGAGGACAAGCAGAAAGCACUUGAGGAAGAGAAGAGAGAAAACGAGAAAAGGCUCAAGGAAGAGCAAGAAGUAGUCACUAAGCAACUCCGGAAGAACAUGGUUUACAAAGCUAAUCCUGUACCAAAUUUCUACUACGAAGCUCCUCCACCGAAACUUCCAUUGAAAAAGUUUCCUCUGACUCGGCCCAAGUCACCAAACCUUAACCGUAGAAAGAGCUGCAGCGAGACAGUUAACUCAUCACAUCAGGAGGUGAAAGGGAAGCAUUUUGCUCGACGUAGACACAGUGUAGACGGUUGCAAGAAAGAAUCCAAAGCGAGUAAUAAUAUCCCAAGGACUCCAAAUGUGAAAAAGUUCACAAAGGAAACUCCAACAAAGUCUGAAGAAGUUUAUGGAAGAAGCAAGAGUGGCCAUGAGGGAGAGGUAGGUGAGAAAUGCAUUGAUGUUGUGAGUGAAGCUUAGUUAUAGUUUCUUUUGACUAAC